This is a messenger RNA of Erinaceus europaeus (western European hedgehog), 1850 nucleotides long. RefSeq names its product integrator complex subunit 15 (gene INTS15). NCBI's taxonomy places the organism in Eukaryota, Metazoa, Chordata, Mammalia, Eulipotyphla, Erinaceidae. Bases 147 to 1475 code for a protein of 442 amino acids. The transcript is spliced from 6 exons. The record is from RefSeq and is a predicted model, not a curated record.
CGGCGGCGGCGGGACCGCGCUCUCGGGGGCGCCGCGGCCGGCCGGGAGCGGGCGGCGGCCAUGGCCCGGUGAGCGGGGCCCGGCGGCGGCGGGCGGGCGGGUGGCGGCCCCUUUGUCUCCCGGCGGAAGUGCCCGCGCCCGGCGGCAUGAGCGACAUCCGCCACUCGCUGCUGCGGCGCGACGCGCUGAGCGCCGCCAAGGAGGUGCUGUACCACCUGGACAUCUACUUCAGCAGCCAGCUGCAGAGCGCGCCGCUGCCGCCGCUCGUGGACAAGGGCCCCGCGGAGCUGCUCGACGAGUUCGUGUUCCAGGCGCCCAAGAGACUGAACUCGCUGCAGGAGCUUCAGCUUCUCGAGAUCAUGUGCAAUUACUUCCAGGAGCAAACCAAGGACUCUGUCCGGCAGAUGAUUUUCUCCUCCCUUUUCAGCCCGCAAGGGAACAAGGCGGACGACAGCCGGAUGAACCUGCUGGGGAAGCUGGUGUCCAUGGCGGUGGCCGUGUGCCGGGUCCCGGUGCUGGAGUGCGCCGCCUCCUGGCUCCAGCGCACGCCCGUGGUGUAUUGUGUACGGCUGGCCAGGGCCCUGGUGGACGACUACUGUUGCCUGGUGCCGGGCUCCGUGCAGACGCUCAAGCAGAUCUUCAGCGCCAGCCCGCGCUUCUGCUGCCAAUUCAUCACAGCGGUCACCGCGCUCUACGACCUGUCUGCAGAUGAGCUCAUCCCACCGCUGGACCUGCUGGAGGUGGUCGUGGGCUGGAUUCUCGAGGACCCCAGGCUGACCCUCAUCACCUUCCUGAACACACCCAUCGCCACCAACCUCCCCAUCGGCUUCCUGGAGCUCACACCACUCACGGGGCUGAUUCGCUGGUGCGUGAAGGCGCCGCUGGCCUGCAAGCAGAGGAAGAAGCCGUGCCUGGCCGAUGGCCAUGGCCAUGCCAAGGCCCCCAAGGACCCAGUGGGGCCGGAGCGGGACUCCCCGUUGCUGUACUCCCAGUUGCACCUGAGUGUGCUGCAGGUGCUGCUCCUGCUGCAGGCGCACCUGACCGAAAAGAACCUCUACGGACGCCUGGGCCUCAUCCUGUUUGACCACAUGGUCCCGCUGGUCGAGGACGUCAACCGGCUGGCCGACGAACUGAACCCCCUCAACGCCUCCGCCGAGAUCGAGCUCUCUCUGGACCGGCUGGCACAGGCCUUGCAGGUGGCCAUGGCGUCUGGGGCCCUGCUGUGUACUCGAGAUGACCUGAGGACCCUGUGCUCGCGGCUGCCCCACAAUAACCUGCUGCAGCUGGUGAUCUCAGGGCCCGUGCAACAGUCCCCCCACGCCGCAUUGCCCCCCGGCUUCUACCCGCACAUCCACACACCCCCCUUGGGCUACGGGGCUGUGCCUGCCCACCCUGCAGCCCACCCCGGGCUGCCCACCCACCCUGGGCACUCAUUCCUCUCGGGUAUGACCUUCCCGUUCCGGCCCAUCCGCUAGGCACCCUCCUGAGGAGGUGGAGGAAUCUUCUGGAGAAAGGUCGGCUGGCGGUCCCAGAGGAGGGGCCCCUGCAACUCCUGCCUGGGGUGGUACUUGGAGUGACGAUGUAGAGGAGGAGCCUGCCCGGUCCCCCCGCCCCCCAUCAGAGCCCUCCUGCCCAGGACAGACUACCGCCUCGGGCCCACACAGGCAGCCCGGCCCCUCCCUCAGGCAUGUGCUGGGCUCACAGGCCACCCACCCUGGCCAUGGGGGCUCCCUGAGCCUGGAAGCCAGGAUGGGGGCCAGGGGCACCCUGCCAGCGAAGGGAGGAGUGUCUGUUCUAUGGGGUCUCUAGAUUUCUCUUUCAUAUGUUCCAAUAAAUUUUUCUAAACAGUU